UGUGAAACAUGUUAAAUGUGUAAGUGCACCGUGUGUGAGUGUGUGUGUGUGUUUGUGCUGCUGCCUUGGCUUGUGGCAGUCUAAUAUGAAGGAUUUCAUUGAGUGCUAAGACACAGAGCAGAGACAGAAAGCAGAAGGAGGCGGCAGCGCGCUUUGUAGUCAGUGAAGAAUGCGGAAAUGUUCUCGCACUAUGUCAAACUUUUUUGAAGCGGGGUCAAGUCACAUUCAGCCAGCGUGGGAAAGCAAAAACAAAAAAAAAAGUAGGAAAAGAAAGCGCUGCUGCUGCUUAGACACGCAGUGAGGAAGGAAAGGGAAAAAAAAAACUAGAGAGAAGGGAGAGAGAGGCUGGGAAUAGGAGGAGGAAAGCCAUAGGAGAGCAGCACUACCUCACAGCUUAUGGCUUUGCAAUGGGGACUGGGAGCUCUGCACAAUAAACUGUAAGGCUUGUGAAGAAGAAGAAAAAAAAAAGAAUUAUUGCUAUCUAUUCCUCUCAGCCCUGUGUUGUGCGGCGAGACUGCCUCUUUUGCACGAGUUUGCUCGGCUGAGGAUGGCUGGGCAGAAGAAGAGCCCAGAGCUACCUGUGUGGCCCAAAGAGGGGAGAAGUGGGACCAUGUGAGACAGCAGCUGCCUCCUCUGAGCUCAGUCAUAAGGGGGAGUCAGAGCUGAUCUCAUCCCCCACUGCUGCAGCCCAUCAUCAUCCUCCUCCUCCAGGGCACCCCAACUGCAAGUUCAAGCACCAGUCCAGAUGAUGUGACCAACCCCACCCCCUGUGCUGGCCAGGGCUUUCUGCUCCCCGCUGCUAGCUCUUCAAGUCUGACUGAGCAGCCGGCUCCUUGUCUACCGCAAUACCUUGGGUUCUGAACCGCUGAAUCGCCGCUCCGCAGGCCAUCCUCACUGUUCCGCGCAGGCUCUUUACGCUCCAAACCCUCCAGCAGCCUGGAAUAAACACGCCACCUAGUGGUCGGAUUCUCAUUGUGAUGAUGGAGAAGGACAGUCUGGCCGAUCAGCAGUAUGAGUGCGUGGCUGAGAUCGGGGAAGGGGCGUAUGGCAAGGUGUUUAAGGCCCGUGACUUGAAGAAUGGUGGUCGCUUCGUGGCAUUGAAACGAGUGCGGGUGCAGACCGGGGAGGAGGGCAUGCCGCUCUCUACCAUCAGGGAAGUGGCAGUGCUUCGUCACCUGGAGACCUUCGAGCAUCCCAAUGUGGUCAGGUUGUUUGAUGUAUGUACAGUUUCACGGACAGACAGAGAGACAAAACUUACACUGGUGUUUGAACAUGUUGAUCAAGAUUUGACCACUUACUUGGACAAAGUACCAGAUCCUGGGGUUCCAAAUGAAACUAUUAAGGAUAUGAUGCACCAACUUCUUCAAGGACUGGAUUUUCUUCAUUCCCAUAGAGUGGUGCAUCGAGACCUAAAGCCUCAAAACAUUCUUGUCACCAGCAGCGGACAGAUAAAACUAGCAGACUUCGGCCUUGCCAGAAUCUACAGUUUUCAGAUGGCACUCACAUCAGUGGUGGUCACCUUGUGGUACAGAGCCCCAGAAGUCUUACUCCAGUCAAGUUACGCCACGCCAGUUGAUCUUUGGAGUGUUGGCUGUAUAUUUGCAGAAAUGUUUCGGCGAAAGCCACUUUUUCGUGGAAAUUCAGAUGUAGACCAACUAGGAAAAAUCUUUGAUGUGAUUGGACUCCCAGAGGAAGACGAGUGGCCCCAUGAUGUGGCUGUUCCGAGGGACGCCUUCCAUGUUAGACAACCUGUGCCCAUUGAUAAUGUUGUUCAAGAUAUAGAUGAGCAAGGCAAGGACUUACUUAUUAAAUGCCUGACCUUCACUCCAGCCAACCGCAUCUCUGCGUUCAGCGCCCUGUCCCACCCUUACUUCCAUGAUUUACAGAGAAGCAAAGACAGUGUAGACUCUCACAGGCCAAGCGGCCAAAAGGAUGAAGGUUCUGCUGGAAGCAACACUGCUUGAUGUAGGGGAGGCACAUGGACAAAAAUGGGGUCUUGCCGGAACCCAAUGGAUGUGGAGCUCCUCACAGAACCUUUUCUUUACCCAUAAGCAUCUCUUCCUGGAACACUGCUACCGUUCCUCAAAUCAAUGCAAGCCGAGUGCAGCUUACGUGUCUGUCUUUUGAGUUUAUUUUUUUUGUGUUAAAUCUGGAUGAAUUCCAGU
Xenopus laevis (African clawed frog) is the source of this 2165-nucleotide messenger RNA. RefSeq names its product cyclin-dependent kinase 6-like. The transcript has 8 exons. The record is from RefSeq and is a predicted model, not a curated record. Bases 978 to 1964 code for a protein of 328 amino acids. Lineage: Eukaryota; Metazoa; Chordata; Amphibia; Anura; Pipidae.